AUGCACAACAAGUAUAUGGUUUGGACGAGUGCUGAAUAUCCAUAUCCCAUAUAUUUGGCUGAAUUCAGAUCCAAACUAAACACAAGUGACGGCCGACAGAGACUUCAAGUAUUCAAACGAUCGCUAGUUUUAGACAGAAGUCUGAACAGACAUAUAGCCAUCGACUGGAUUCACGACUUGAUAUUUUAUGUGCACUCAACCAAUAUCAAGGUAAUUGACGUGAAUAACCCGGAGGUGGGCUAUGAGGUGACAAAUGACCCGUAUACAAAUAACUAUCAUAGCAGCUAUCAUGGUCAGACUGCGGUCAACCCUUUCGACGGAUUUAUCGUAUGCCCUGAAUAUACCACAAGCAAUGGUUGGGCUGUCAUUAGGAAAUGCAAUGAAGACGGAACUGACCAUCAGAUUCUGGUCUAUAAAGACGUACGACUUCCGUUGCAUUCGUUGUCGUCAAUUGACUUCUUCGGCAAUAAUCGGAAAAAUUUAAAACAAUCCAAACAUCUGUUCAGCGAUUGUCUAGCGAUGGAUGUGUUCAACGGAUCCAUAUAUUGGUCAUCGCCUAAAGAUAACAUCUCGAUGGACUCCAUGUCCGCACCGAUAGAAACUGUGGUCAAAUCGGAUGCAGACAUAGAUUUCGUGCGAAUAUUUCACUCAAAUAAGCAACAAAUGGAUUUGGCCACUUUGUAUAGACAGCCCAUUAUCGACAACCAGUCUAUUGCUGGCAACACAAGCAAUGACUUAAUAGAUAUAACCGAAAGUUAUAAAUCAUUGGCAUUGGAUUACAUCCAUAAUAUAAUAUACUACCCCCUGUGUAACUACACGAGCAAGGAUAUUGGUAUAUAUGCCGCCAAUAUCACUGACCCCCACAAACACCAGUUCCCAAUCGUUAGGCAACAACAUUGUGUGGCCAAAGAUAUUCGUGUGGAUCCGUUGGAAUCACUAUUAUUCUGGAGUGAAUACAUACCAUCGGAAACCAGUUCCAGUUCUUAUAGUUCUUACAGUUCUUACAGUUCUUACAGUCGCUACUCUUCGAGACCAACUUAUAGUGACACUCGACUUAAAAGCCAUAUAUUGCGGUCAUCACAGGACGGACAGGGCCUUCAGAUUAUCGUGUAUUCACAGUAUGUGCGAAGGAAUACCUUGAGCAUUGACAUCACAGCCAAAAGGCUUUAUUGGAUUAGUUCCGAGGGUUCGUAUUCAUCUGUCAGUCGGUUAUACACUAUUGGAUACGACGGCUUAGACCAGAGGCUAAUCCUGUCGUCAAAGAGUCUGUUCUCAGAGACCAUUAUCACCGCAAUGGAUGUGUUCGGGGAUUACAUCUAUUGGACGGACAAUGCAAACGAUACCAUACUUCGCGUGAAUAUGAAGGAGUCGAGUGAAGAAGUCCAAGUGGUGUUGCAAUCGGGUAUAGACAUCAAUGCCAUGAAAGUAGUGCACAAAUCGCGUCAACCUAUGGCUAGAAAUAAAUGUGAGUCUCAUUUGUGUCCCGAACUGUGCCUACCGUCCAGUUAUAAUCACCGCAACUUCACGUGCCGUUCCCUAUGCGAGUCGCAGACUUGGAACGGGAAUACCUGUGUCACUGUGAGCCCGGUGUCCGUAACUCCUAUUUAUAGAGUGACAACCCCUUCAACACCGUAUGAAGUGUUGGACAACGAAACGAAAAACAAUCAACGAUUACUCAAAAAGUCUUAUGACUGCAAAUCAAUGGCUUAUGAUUUUAUACACGAUUUGGUGUAUAUAGGGGUCGCUAAAGGUAUCGAAGUGUUUACUAUUGGCCACAAUCUGUACUCAUAUGAUGUGGUCAUUCAUAAUGAAUAUCAUAAUUCAUAUGAUGUGGCGGUCGACCCCUACAAUGGACUACUUGUAUGGUCUCAAACGAAGUAUACGUUAGUCUCAUACGAAUAUAUGGGAAGCAUAAUGCGUGCCAAUCAGGACGGCUCUAACAUACAGGUGCUCUAUAAUAGUACGGGAAAUAUUAAAAUAAUAACACUCGACAUACCCUCACAAUUGGUUUAUUGGAUCGAUACAGACGCCCUUUUUUUGAAAUCAAUCACUUACUCAGGGACUUAUUACCGGUUAAUAAAAGAUAGUUCCCAGUUUAGUUCAGCACUUUCUAUGGAUAUGUUGGGGGAAAACAUUUUUUGGUCCAAUUCUGGUACUAAUUCUAUAUAUAUAACCGAUAUUACCGAAAGGGAAGGCGUGGAGAGGUUGAUCACGUCGUACGCCGAUUUACAGGCUAUCCGUGUCCUCGACCCUAACCGACAAAUCAAUGGCACAAAUAGGUGUCUCAAUCAUAAAUGUUCGCAACUCUGUCUACCCGUCCAACAUUACUACCGGUGUGUUUGCGCUAAGGAUCGGAUUCUGUGUAAAGAGAAUGAAACAUUAGUACUGCAAACAAAUGACACGAAUCUCAUAGAGAAUACAACCGAUGAUAGUAUGGGAAGGAUAUCACAAAAAUUGGAUUCUUUGCUGAACACAACUAGUAAUGCCACCAACUAUUGGAUUAUUAUAGCAGUGGACAGAGGUCCAUUGGCUAAUAAUUUAAUGGCUAGAUUCAGAAAUGACCGGGAUGAAGUGAUUUUGAGAGAGACGUCCAUUAAUGGAGAUCUGUGACCAU
Molecule: messenger RNA, 2614 nt
Organism: Oppiella nova
Lineage: Eukaryota; Metazoa; Arthropoda; Arachnida; Sarcoptiformes; Oppiidae
Source: the annotation of a GenBank genome assembly